UUGAUGGCAGUGUGUCCAGAGGCAGCCCGGCUCCAGGCUGAAGCAAAAAGCCAGAGCGGGUGAUGCGGGAGCUGCUCCAGCGCCUACCGCAGCCUGCGGCCCGGUGGGAGCGUCCCGGGCCCUGCCCCGGGGCGCCCUGAGGCGGGGCAGUGCCCACUCCCGCCGGCCGCCCUCACAAGGCCCAGGCCGCCUCCUUCCCACAAGGCCCAGCAGGGCCGCCCUCACACCUGCCCCGCCCUGCCCUGUCCCGCCCGGCCCCACCCUGCCCCGUGGCCUCUGUCACACCCCACGCUGACGUGCUGAGCCUUCCACCAGCCAUUGUGACGCCACAGGCGCCAGUCGGGCACGGCUUUGUUGGUGCCCGCAGCCGGCGCUCAGAGCUGCUGGAGCCUCUCGGGGAGCAGCAGCACAUCCCGCUCGGGGAGCAUUGCGCGCCUGCAUCGCCGUCUUGGCAGCUGCAGGCCACGACCACUGCGCAGGGCGACCUCGUCUGCCUUGUGCUUCAUACCCUGUGCCCGUCCUUCUUCUCGUCCCCUUUGUCACCCUCCCCCUAAACCUCGCCCCGUCCCAUUCCUCAUCCCCACUUGGCUCCCGGCAGCCCGCCGGGGCCUUCUUGCCCUUCCUGCUGCUGGGAGCUCCAAGCAGGGCCAUGCCGUGGCUUCUGAGCAAGAAGCGACGGCAGUCGCCCUCCAGCAGCCCCAGUGGGCAGCCCUGGGCUGCCACCAGCUCCAGCAGCGCCUCCCAGCUCCGGGAGCAGGGGCUGGGCAGGCUGCACCGCGCGGCCGCCCGCGGUGACCUGGGCUGGCUGAGGCGCUGGCGCUGGUACGUCAAGGUAGUCGGCAUCGACAGGCCAGACCAGGAGAUGCGGACACCUCUGCAUCUGGCUUCAGCCAAUGGCCAUGCAGAUGUCGUCAGAUAUCUGCUAAGAAAGAACAGCCAGCCCAACCUCGCUGACAGCUUCAAGAGAACGGCCCUGAUGAAGGCAGUGCAGCAGGAGCAGGAAGAAUGUGUUGCUGUUCUGCUGGAACACGGUGCCGACCCCAAUCUGGCAGACGCUGACGGCAACACUGCCCUUCACCUGGCUGUGCUCUCUAAAAACACAGCUGUAGCAGGGCUGUUACUGGAGCAUCAUGCCAACAGUGAUGCUCAGAACCAGUGGGGAUUUACCCCCUUGAAACUUGCAGCCUUGCAACAGCACGAGGAGAUUCUGGAGUGCCUUGUGAACAAAGCAGCUGACAGGCCUGCUCAAGCCCAGGGGGAAAGGAGUGCUCUUGUGGUUCCUGGAAGCCAUGAGGCUCACCUGGAGGAAGAUAAUCUGCGCUUGCAGGAGGAGCUGGACAGGGCUGGCGCGGAGCUGCAGGAGGAGGAAGAAAAGCAUCUUCAGUCUGAGCAUUGUGUUCCUGACUUGAAGACUGCUUUGGAUGCCAAGAAAAGAGAGGCAGUAACUUCUUCCCUGGAACUGCAGGACCUCCUGUUGGCAUCUUGUGAGACCAAUCCGACUGUGAACCAACUGGAAGAAGACGCGCAAGACUUUGCAAGUGAGAACAGCAGAUUGGAAGCCACUGUCCAGCAGCCAAGCGAGAGCGUUGAAGCCCUUCCGAGAGCCCUGCAAGCCUCUGCCUCAGGUGGUGAACUUUCCCAGCAGCUGGACAUGGAGCCUGGAACAGGCAUGCAGCUCGAGGCCCUAAACCAGGCUUUGCAAGAAGAGCUGUCCACUCUGCUUGGGAAGUGUGAACAACUGGAGAAGAGCAAAUGUCAGCUGCAAGAAGAGGUGACAAAACACCACCAUCAUUUGGAGACUUUGGUGCUGGAUGGCAGCCAAAGAGAACAGUGUACAGGAGAGGUGGCAGAAGGAGCUGACCAGGAAAGAAGUGCAAAGCUACAAGAGGUCAGCCUCGUUUUGCAAGCACAGGCAGCCCACCAGGCCCCACUAGGACAAACCAGAGACCAUCAUUGUGAUUCCGUGAGAAUCCAGUUGGAAGAAAGGAUUAGAAAUCUGGAAAGUGAAUUGGAGAGGGUCAAAAACACCCAACAAGAGAGAGCUUCUCGUAAAGAAGCAACACAGGGAGGGAUGGAAAUGUACAAAGAGCUGUAUGUGGAGGAAGUGAAAACCAGAAGAUGCCUUGCCAAGAAACUGGAAAGGCUGGAAAAGCUUCUGAGGAUAGAGAGGAGGAAACUCCGGGUUAAUGAAGAGAAAGGAAGUCAGUCCCAGCUGGAAGAAAUGAAGAAGAGAUAUUCUGAAAAGGUCAAGGAAGUUGAUAGAUUCCAAAGAGAGGUUGCUGAACUUUCCCAGCAGUUGGACAGGGAACGUGAACAGUGCACGCAGCUGGAGGCCAAAAAUCAGGCUUUGCAAGAAGAGCUGUCUGCCCUGCGUGGGGAGUGCGAGAACCUGGCCCUGGACAAAUGCCAGCUGCAAGAAGAGCUGGCAAAACUCCACCAUCAUUUGGAGACCAACGUGGUGGAUCGCAGCCAACUCGAACAGUGCAAAAGAGAGGUGGAAGAACAAGCAGACCAGGAAAUAAGACAAAAACUCCAAGAAGUCAAUGAGUUUUUGCAAGCACAGGCAGCCCACCAGGACACCUUAGAAGAAAUCAGAAGCAGUCAUGUGGAGUCACUGAAAAAACAGUUAGAAGACAGAAUUAGAGAUCUGGAACGUGCACUGGGAAGGACAAAAAGCAACCAAGCAGAAAGACCUUUUCAAAAGGAAUCCACCCAGGCAGAAGUGGACAAGUACAAAGAGCUGUAUCUGGUGGAAGCCCAAAGAAGAAAAAGCCUCACCAAGAAACUGGAAAGAGCUACUGAGAGACUUGCAGUGGCGAACACCAAGCUCUUUUUGGAGCGCCACAGAAGCAGAUCUGUGGUCACAAGCAGCGCUGUCAGCGGAGUUCUGGCUGCAAGUCCACUUCUGGAUUCACCUGGCCUGGGACAUGUUGGCCUCAGUUUGGGACUGAGCAGAAGUCUGGCUCUCAGAACACCACCCAGACACCUGUGGUAAAGCCCAAGACUUCUGCUCAUCAGGUUGGUACAGAUUUUC
Messenger RNA from Pipra filicauda (Wire-tailed manakin), 3034 nucleotides. RefSeq names its product ankyrin repeat domain-containing protein 26-like. The transcript is spliced from 13 exons. The record is from RefSeq and is a predicted model, not a curated record. NCBI's taxonomy places the organism in Eukaryota, Metazoa, Chordata, Aves, Passeriformes, Pipridae. Bases 650 to 2995 code for a protein of 781 amino acids. Gene Ontology annotation, molecular function: protein binding.